Cuculus canorus (common cuckoo) is the source of this 1116-nucleotide messenger RNA. It is a transcript of the gene PEX10, whose product is annotated as peroxisomal biogenesis factor 10. The record is from RefSeq and is a predicted model, not a curated record. Gene Ontology annotation, molecular function: zinc ion binding. Gene Ontology annotation, biological process: protein import into peroxisome matrix. The transcript has 6 exons. Lineage: Eukaryota; Metazoa; Chordata; Aves; Cuculiformes; Cuculidae. The coding region runs from base 20 to 982 and encodes 320 amino acids. Gene Ontology annotation, cellular component: peroxisomal membrane.
GGCGGGCUUGGCCGCAGCAAUGGCGGCGCGGGUGGCGCGGGGCGCGCAGAAGGACGAGCUGUAUCGCAGCGCGCUGCGCAGCGGGGCCGGGGCGGCGCUGCACGGGCUGGCGGGUGCCAAGAAGUGGCUGGAGUGGAGGAGAGAGGUGGAACUGCUCUCUGAUGUUGCCUACUUUGUCCUCACCACUCUGUCAGGUUAUCAGACGCUGGGUGAAGAGUACGUUAACAUAGUUCAAGUUGACCCCACGAAGAAAAAAAUACCAUCUUUUCUUCGACGGGCUGUCUUCAUCUCUCUUCAUACUGUAAUACCGUACUUCUUAGAAAAGGGAUUACUGCAUCUGGAACAUGAGUUGCAGACAGAAGCGGACGAGUCCAGAGCCUCGAGCAGCCCGGUGCUUGGCUUAUCCAGAAGGACCUUAAUUCGAAACUGGAUACAGAAGCAAGUUCGGGAGCUUACAGAACAGCAGAAGAAAGUAGUCUUGCAAACGGUGUAUGUUCUGAAACAAUGCAUACCUUUGAUCCAUCGACUGCACCUGGCAGUGUUCUACAUAAGGGGCACUUUCUAUCACCUCUCUAAAAGACUUGCAGGAAUCACAUAUCUGCGUUUUGGAGGAGCGCAAGGAGACGAUCAGAGCAUUCAAACAAGUUACAAGUUUCUUGGAAUAAUUUCACUCUUCCAUCUCCUGCUAACGAUUGGUGUCCAGAUGUACAGCUUCAAACAGAGGCACAGAGCCAGGCAGGAAUGGAAACUACACCGCAACCUGGCGCAUCAGAAAAAUACGACCACAGAAAAAACUACCGGACGCCACUCCUGCUGCACGUUGUGUUUGGAAGAACGGAGACAUACGACAGCCACACCUUGUGGCCACCUCUUCUGCUGGGAAUGCAUCAUGGAGUGGUGUAACACCAGAACAGAAUGUCCACUGUGCCGAGAGAAGUUCCAUCCUCAGAAACUCAUCUACCUACGUCACUAUCAACUGUAAAGGAAAAAACUGUUGUCUUUCACAACAAGGGCCUCAGCUCUCCUACCCUUUGUAAAGUUGUCAUACAGCCUCAGUCAGUCCAAGAAAAAGACUUAUAAUACUGCUAACUGCCUGCAGAAGGUGACACUCAUUCC